GUCAGACUUCGUCGUGACUUGCCAUAGUAAUUUCUCCAUCCCAAUGGGUGCUGUCUGAUUUAUCCUAUAACAGUACUGCCAGGACCACGUGGAACCCAGAGGUGUGAGCACUUUCUUCUACCGGGCUGUCGAACAACUCCAAAGUGCUGACAGAAGGCUAAACGGUAGCAAGAGGCAAUUACCUGCACAAGUUAAUGUGAUUAGAGUAGCCAAAGUUGUGGCAGGCGUCGUGCUCCUGCGUCAGACUUUACGCACCAUGCGCCCUGUGUGACUGGAGGCUCUGUGAUUUGGCAUCUCUGUGCGCGCAGAGAUGUUGCAUCCGGAGACAGUGCCUGAAUGAAGAUAACCCACGCUCACUGUGGAUUCGUACUGUCACAUUGAAUCGGACGUGAGCCAUCGUUCCGCACACUACACACGGUAAGAAUUAAAUAUUUUCAAACAUUUUCACCCAGAUAUACCGUGUGAUUGAUAUGCAUAGACGAGUAGAAAGUCUUGUCGUAAAUCGUCCUCAUAACCAGCGAUCACUUGACCUUAUGCUAUCCGUUAUAAUUGCUUCAAAAACGGAGUCUCUGCUUUCACUUUCAUCACCUGAUGGAUGGAGAUUUCGCCGCAGCGUUGACGGCAAGCGACGCUCGUUAAUCCUCUGCGUUUGACGACGCCGCGCCAUGUGAGUCCACAUUUGGCUCGAUUUAGACCAAAUCUGCAGGGCUGCUGAUCACCUGCUGACUUGUAUUGGUUUUGUCUGCAUCUCCGCCUUUUUACAGCCGAGUCUAAUUACAGGAUUCAUUUGACCUUGACAAGGCGUCAGAGGUUAUUUGUAGGCAGAGAAUGAGCCUCAAGCUCUGGUUGGUGGGCCUGUGUGUGUGUGUGUUUGUGUGUGUGUGAGUGAUCCUCGAACACGGACGUGCAGGUGCUCUAAUGUACCUGUCACCAUCACUGAGGCUCACUAUCAUUCCUACUGGGAUCCACUGGCAUCUGCACAAACCUUGUGUUUGACAGUGACACCACCCUCUAUUUACAAAACCUUUAAGAGAAAAAUGGAUGUGAUGUUUCCCUGAGUGACAAUGAAAUAGAUGCCACUGUCCCAUCACCUCCAGCUUUUGCAAUAAUCUGUCACCCCUCUCCACCCUGCUUAUUUGCAGCUAAGCCUCUGGAGAGAUCCUCUAUCCAUUUGAGAUCCUGAGAGAAGAGAUAGGCGACCAUUGAAGCUACAGGGAUGGGAUUUCAAUUUUGCAGGAAGAGCUAUUGCUUAGCAACCAGACAGGAUAAAAGGAGAACCUGUGCUGUUACAUCAUCAACUCUCAGCUGUCUGUGAAGAGUUGGGAAUACAUAGUUCCAGGAGGAAGAGGAAAAACACACAGCUUGUGCACAUGUUGGUCUUAGCGGUUAUUCCUUUUAAAGCAGAAGACUCUGCUGAACUUUUUCUCUGCACCUUUGACUUCACCUCACUCUCUAUGUUCCCCUCCCACUGCAGACUGAAUUCUGAGUCAUAAUGUGUAGCAGUGUCUUGAACUGUAUGUGAAGUCCUGCUGUCUCUGUUACAUGCCAUCUGUGUCAGCACAUAAUGUGAAACCCACUAAAUUUCUGGUGUUUUCUUCAUCCACACUGAGUGUUUUCACUGCACAUUAUUAGAAAACCAGGAGGGAAACGGAAAAAAAUCAGCCCCUUGUGUUAAACAGAUAUUACACUCUGACCUAUAAGUAGAAACUGGGACAGUUUGUUCUCAAUUACACAUAAGUUUUUCUAUUUGUGUUUUGAAGAAAUAGGGCAGAGCACAGUGUGAACUCAACUUCUACUCAUCUCCAAAUAUUUUAAACUUGGCCACUCAACCAAAAAUAAAGGACCGGUGUAGUUUGCAAACAUGCUCAUCAUGACUUCACACUUUAUUCUGAUGUUGUUCGAUGAUGACUCAGUAUUGUGAGGUCGUAGACUGCUGUGGAAAAGGUCACAGACGCUCACAGGACUGUGCAAAGCUCCUCUGUGAGCCUCGGCGUGUCGUGACUGCAGGGGCUUAUUGCCACCGUUGAGGAAUGUGAUGUGCGUGCUACUGGUACGGCCUCUGGGUGGGUUUAGAGUCCUGUCUGCUGGCAGCUGUUCUGGAGGAGUCACUGUGAAUAAAACCCCUGCUCUGAUUUUGGUCAGCUGCAUCUGUUUUCAGAUUAAAGGCCUUGUCUUCGGAUCAAAAACCUCUGACUUCAAUUCUCCCCUAUUGAGCUGCUGCAAUAAAGAGCUAGUUCCCAUCAAAUCCAGCCAGCUCAACUGACAAUCUGUAUUUGGAGUCUGCUUUUUAUCAUGUUCUGCCCCUAUAGCUGUCUCUGCAGCAAUUCAAGGUUGUCUGCAUCGUUUAUUUGUCGCUUGACCUUCAGUUAAUUAGUUUUUGUAGCCUGUGGUAAAGUGCUCACUCCUGAUCCUGCAUGAUUUUGUUGUCAUUUUUAAACAUAGUUCUUUGAGGGCGAAGUGGCAAAGUGUUACGAAGUGUUUCAUAUUUGCAGCUAAUAUUUUCUUAAUGACUUGUAAGAUCUGCAGUUUUUCCUGUUUAUAACGGAGAAGCUGAGGAACUUCAAACACAAACACCAUGUAGUGCAAGUGAUUAUUUUUGCAUAAAGGAACAUCUACAGAGAGAAACCUUGGACUGUUUCAUAUUCCAUACCAUGUUUCCUCGAAGGAUGAGCCACACAUAGAGGUGAAGGAUUAUUCGUGGAUUUUUGUAGAAGUCGUGAAGUCCCAACACUUGCCACAUAAAUCCAGGACUAAUUUAUUAGACAGAUUUUCUGUGUAAUUGUUAAUGCAGAGGGAGUGGACUACUGGACUCUAAUACUCUGAAAUCUGUAAGCAAUGCUGCAGAAAAGAUGUUGAAGCUGCAUGAUGGGAAAAAUACAGACACUAGAAACCUGAAGGCUUCAGUUCGUGUCAUCCUCCCAGCAGUAACACAGACAAGCUGCCGUUCAUGAUACUCACAUGACUCAAAGUAUAAUGGCUCUGCUGUGAAAUGGAUUGUAAUUCAAUCUGUGGUUCUUGUUAUCCAUAAUGAAGUGGAUUACUGAAAUACCUCACUUAUGGCUCUAAAGUACUGCAAUUUUACUACCAUUUUAAAAUACUGGAUGUACAAAACAGUAAACAGGAAACUGUGGAAGAAUUAAGUCAGUGCAGUUUCUGAAUGAUUUGGCUGAUUUUAAACAAAUGAUUAUGUCUAUAAAUCAAGUGAUGAAUAUUAUCAGAAAUAAGUAAUAAUGCAGUAAUGCAGUUUUUCAAAGCCAGUAAGGAUGCAAGCAAAUAUCAAGUUAUCCUAAAGAGUAUGAAGAGGAAUAAGGUUAUUUUCAAAACAUCUGAACAUGCAGAGAAUAUGUUCUUUAAAGAGUCUGGAGGCAGGGAAUUAUGCUGCGUUCCAGUUACCUCAGAAGUCGGAUGUCAGAGCUGGGAAUGACACUACUCCUGAGUUGACGGUGUUCCAAUAAACAAGUCGGAAAACCAAGAUGGACACCUACAGUUAGCCAUUGAUAGCUGUUGUUUACAAUUGUCAGCUGUUGUUCACCGUUGUCAGCUGUUCUUAGUUGUUGUUCGUGACACCAGUUGUAAACGAUGUAUAACACAGUAUUUUACUCUUACAAACACCAUAGCACCGUGUUCACAGUUAGACGUUGGGCAGUACAACAUAUACCACUUAUUUAAUUUCACAAAAACAAAACAGAAGUGCUAAUAAAUAAUACAUUACGAGAGCUUUUACUGUUACUCUUUACUGUUGAUGCACUGCGCUGCCAUCUUGGAUUAUGACGUUGUCGUCAAGUCGGGUUGGUGAGGAUCGUCCAACUUUCCGAGUCAGAAAUCCGACUUCAGCGGGGCGUUUCAAAUAUAUUUCCUACUCGGAGCUCAGAAAUUCUGACUUCCAAGUACAACUGGAAUGCAGCAUUACUUUGCAUAUUUUUGUAUAUCUAUGGCCUGUUUGUAGGUUCCCAUUAUACAGAGACAAUAGUUCUCUAACAUCGAUGCAUGUCUACCAACCAACACUCCUCAGCUGUCAUGUCUAUAAAGUCAAAAAAAGCCCCAAGAUAAAAGAUCUUACAAUAGUUGUUGUGUUGAUGUUUUCUUAUCUUUCUUUCUUCUUGGUUUCUUAUCAAUGAAAGUCAGUUUGGAGGGGAAAAACAAAUGAUCAUGUUUUCCUGUCUGUCUCCAACUCUCUCUUUACAGAUUUCAGACAGAAGCACAACUUUUCUCCCCUGAUACUUCCCUUGCUUCCUGUAAGUCACCUCGCCUGCUCCUGUCUUCACCCUGAAGGAGCUUCGGUGUUGCAGCCAUGCCAAAGAACACCAAGGUGACCCAGAAGGAGCACAGCAAUGAGGCGGUCACUGAGUCUGUGGCUGACCUGCUGUCCCUGGAGCACCCUAUGGACUAUAAGAGCAGUCAGAUCAGCAUGGGUCUGAGCCCCGGCUCCACAGCUCCAGGGAAGGCUCUGCUGCCCUCCCCUGACCCAGAUGCCGAGGAUGGCAGACCAGCUUGGAACAACAAGUUGGAGUAUAUUCUGGCCCAGGUGGGCUUCUCUGUGGGCCUGGGUAAUGUGUGGAGGUUCCCCUACCUGUGCCAGAAGAACGGUGGAGGUAGGUAGAUGCCUACCUGAACCUUAUUUUGGUCUACUUUUAAAGCUCACUGUCUGUGUGACUCAAAAAAGCUGAAAUAUAGCAUAGUAACACUUUCUGUGUUUGGAAGUAACCUCUUCAUCAGGUCGCCCUUUGUUAACUUUGGUCGCCACAGGGUGCUGACUGUGUAAUUGUUAACAAGAAUGAUGGAGCUGAGUCAGUGCUGUAAAUGUGAAUUCCUUUUUAUUAUUUCAGUUAAGUGCUCAUUAAAAUCAGCCCUCAGAUGGGAAAGGUUAACAUAAUAGCAUGUAACUAUUUGGAUCUUUUUUUAAUUCCUUUUAUGUGAGAAUGGCUUUUGUAUUUUCCUGUCUGCUGUUGUAUCCAGGUUCCUUAAACUCCUCGCUGAGACAUGAUUUGAUUGAGGAAGCCCAUUGGAGCCUGUGAUUGGCAGCAAAUUUAAUGCUGUGAAGCUCUAUCACAUAAAACCAUCAUUCAUGCCACAUUACUCAAAGUAAUACAGUUUUACUGUAGCAAAUUUGACAACUUUAGUUGUUCUACAAUCUCUGUCCAGUUGAAGCACAGACAGAACUUUGUUAAUUUAACCCUAUCCUGUAAAUACCUGAGUUCAUUAAUGAAGGAGUUUGCAAUCAGAAAUUUAUGACUAAAACUGUUCACAUAGUAACAGUUUAUUGCUCAGGUGAAAGCUAGCAGCUGUCAGUUAGCUUAGCGACGGACUACGGUAGCAAGUUUUGAAACAGCGUAAAAAGCUCAUCACUGCACCUUUCAACACCAUGGUGAGUGCCUCACCAGUGAAAGGCCAAACCUUCUACGUGACUGUACCCACUGUUUGUGUUUGCUCAGUUUGACAUGGCUUUGUAUGUUUCCUUUUCUACCAUGGGCAACUGGAAAUGGACACAGGCAUUGUGUGCAAAACUCAGCAUAAUUGUUGUCUAGCACUUUUUGAAAGGAGGUUGACUCUUCUGAGCUCUUUGGAAAAUGCUGACUUUUUUUUUAACUUGACAUCCAGCCUACCUGGUAUUACCAGCAGAUCUUGGUAGGCUGGUCUUAGCAGCAGCUGCAUGCAAAGAUUGACUGACACAUGUACAGACAAAUCAGUAUUAAACCUUUUGGUCCAUUAUGGAUAUUUUCUAUAGGUUGAAGCAUGGCAAUGGCAUUGAUUUACUUAAACCAAGACCAAUUGUUGCAUUUUUCAUGUGUGUUUUAACGUGUUAAAACAAGGACAGGACUUGUUCUGAAUCAGGAUAUAUAUAUAUAUGGGGAUUUACAACAUUUGGUUGCUCAAUUUAAAUGAGAGAGGAUGACGUUUUGAUUCCAUUAAAAAUGACAAGUCACAGAGGCAGUCAACAUUUCUCAGGCUUGUGAACUUGUGCCAUCAGCAGAGAUUGUUUUUCCAAACAAAGUGAGGGAACAUUGCGGUGUCUUCUGUACUGAUUUAAAUUUAGUCUGCUUUUGGUUUUCAUGCAGUAUUCUCAGCCUGUAUCUCUUUGGUGUUAUAAUUCACUGGUAUUAUGGAGAGAUUAGAGGGUGGUGAUGACUAAGAUGGAGGACGAGGAAGAGUAAACGCUGAUUUCCUCAGCUACCGACAUUGUUGUCUCUACCUUGUGUGGGAGGUGUGUGCACAGAGGGUAUUUGAGAUGCAUGAUAUAACAAAGCGUUAUCAAAUCAUUGUAAUCAGUGUGUGUCUGCGUUUGUGUGUUUGUGUAGGGUAGUGCGUAUCCCCAGCUGAAUUUGGACUCAGUAGGUGGUGUUACAUUGUCUUGUCUGGACUUGUUGUAGAGAUAAGGACUGACUGUCUAUAGUCCACAUUUGCCAUAACUCUCUCUGUCUUUGUUUACUCAUCAUUGAUCAUUUUAAAUGUUAACCUCUGAAUAUCCAGCACACUUUUGUGUUCUUACGCACAUUUGAGGUGGAAAUGACUUUGGACAUUUAAGACAUAUGGUAAAGCUAAUACGCUUAAACAGGGCUUGUUUGAGCUUCUGUAGCUUCUAUGUCAGGUAUGUGUACACAUGUGUACUCGACACCAAACCCUUCACAUGACCACAAGAAUCCUGGCUGUGUGUUUGAACUCUAACCUGCUUCUCCCCCUCUCUGCUUUAACAUCCUGAGCUCUGAAUGCUCAACAUUAAUCUGGUUCUGCUCAAAGUUUCUGUCUGUUAAAGGGCGUUUUGCCUUGAUACCAUAUGCUGCAUCUCUGCUGGGGGUGUGUCCCUUGAACAUUGGUAUCUGCUGUUACUUGCCUUAUUGGCAGACACCGAUCUAUUGGCAAACUAUGCUCCAUGCUAUCAGUAACUUAUUCCAUGUUAUAUUUAUCCUCUCUGCGUGAAUUAAACACUGAUGAGUUAAAAGACUUCAUUGCUGUUUCAGAUAACGGUUUGUUUUAUGCGGUAGAAGAAGUCGUGUUGGAAAAAAAGUAUUAUUUGCUUACAUGGUUAAAUGCGAAAAAAGACGAGCAAAAUCACUCUGUCUCUGAAAGAUCAGAAACAUGCAGUUUGUUAGACUGAUAUUAUGAGAGGGAGUGAUACCAGCAAUGAUUUUAAACACAAAGAAUUUCUUCAAAGUAAUACGAAACAAACUGGUAGUCCUCAAACUGUUAUUAUGAACGUUGGUGUUGGUAUCAGCUCUGAUUUUCUUACACCUUCAGUCUGGACCUGCUCCUCAUGUAAAAUGCUUUUUAUACCCUUUAGUUUGGAGAGAGGCAGUACAAAGGUUUUACCUUAUGUAUUGUUCAAGUUGCUGCUGCUGCAGUGAUUUCCAUCCUUGGAAUAUAUAUUAAGAGAAUAAUUGGAAAAUCCCUAAGAACCAAAUGUUUUCAGCCUUACAGUCACACUUGGUCACCAUCAGUUCAUAGAUGUUUGCUUUGUUUAUGACAGCCCAUGACCUGCAAAGAGCCGUUUUAUUCUGACAAGUAUUCAGUGUCUUGGACAUGAACACAAAGUACUGCAGUGUAAGCAUCCACAGAUUUGUAAGCCUUGAGUUUUUUCUGUCGUACAGCAGCCUGGUUUCUCAACAAUAGUUAUGCGGAUGUCCGGACAUCGUAACACAGACCAUUUAGUUGGCUCCUUGAACCACAGACCUGGCAGAGAGUAGGGCUCAUGGGUGCUUAGAGUGAGCUUUUCCUUAAGAGGCCUCUUAACAGCCUCUUACAAACAAUUAAAACUAUCUAAGCAGGCGUACAGCUGGUCCGUGGACUGCCAGCCUCUACUCAAUCACUUUCUCCCACCACUUUGGCUACGACCACCAAACACGUCAUUGAUGUCUAUUCAAUAUUCAUAUCUGAAGUUUCGGGCACUUUCUGCACACUGCACAGAGUUUUCAUAUCACAUGAUAACCAAAGAGCUUAAAGAACAUUUAUUUAAUAUUCAAACAGAAUGAAGUGGAUCAAUAAGUUGUUUUCUGCAGUACUCUUGUGGCCACUCUUUUCACUUGAUCUUCAUUAUACUGGGUUACAGAUGAAAUUAAUGCUUUUUUUUUUUUUUUUUUUUUACCACUGGUGCUAAAUUAAAACACAUUUCACUAAAAAUAAUAAGUUUAUCUGUUGUAUAGUUUCAAUAGAGCUGAAUAGAAAAGACAUCAAAGAUCAGUGAGAGCCGUCACUUCCCAGUGUCCAGAUAAUAACACAGCUGUGUGACAUGACACUGUGUGCUUUCUUUGUCUUUUUUAUCUGCUGUUAGCUUUAAUAGCCCCUCAUAAUGCGAUCUGUGUUUUUGAUCCUGUCUCGUGUCAGAGUCAUUUAUUUUGGCUCUGUAAACUCCAGGCUUCUUCUCCUAGCUGCUCAUCAGUAUGUCUAAGUGUGUGUGUGUGUGUGUGUGUGUGUGUGUGUGUGUGUGUGUGUGUGUGUGUGUGUGUGUGUGUGUGUGUGUGGAUGGUUUUGUCACCAUGGUGUCCCUUCAUGUUUUGACGUCAGCCAGGCUGGAAACGAUGAGUUGUCUCUGAGUGUCUGCUGCUCUCUCUUUGUCGAUAGUUUUAUCUGACAAAGGGAUGAAGAGACACGACUAUAAAGAGGAAGGGGUAAAGGAAAACAAAAUUUGAGGGAGUGAAAGGAAAUUGUAAAAUAGAGAGUACAGGAAAUUGACUCCAAAAAUAGAGGCUGACAGAAAAGAUUUCCCUUCAGCUAUUUGAUAGAGGCUUUGUUCUUUUAUAUACACAGGGUUCAAACAAAGCAUAGACACAUGCAACAAGCCAAAGCAGCAGGAUGAUCUUCACUCAAACCAUUAUACUCUUUUCUUUCUGUGUCUAUAUAGGUGCAUACCUUGUGCCCUACUUUAUCCUCCUUAUCAUCAUCGGCAUCCCCUUGUUCUUUCUGGAGCUGGCCGUGGGUCAGAGGAUCAGACGUGGCAGCAUCGGGGUGUGGAACUACGUCUACCCACAGCUGGGGGGCAUCGGCGUCUCCAGUCUGAUGGUAAGUACAAACAUAAACGUAGUAACCAGUUUAGUCUAGAUGAUGGGUGAACUUGUAAUGGAGAGCUCAAUACACAAAGUCACAAAUAUGGGAAAACAAGUAAAAUAGUCCUUGGUUUAAAAUGGAUGUUUCCAUCUGUCUUUGGCCUGAUGCAAAAAUUUCCAUGAUCCCCUUACAGUGGGUAUUGAAGAAGAAGAGUGAAAACAGAAAUCUGAAUCAAAGAGAUCACCAUUUUUUUUCCACAAUAGUUUCUGAUUUCAUCAAAAAUUGACCUCUAAAUGAAAGAGGUAGUAUAAUGCUCACACACAUUUACAACAAAAAAUGCGACACUCUCUCUAACAUGCUUGUGUCAAGGGACAACAGCUAAAACAAAGCUGAAAUAUCAGUGUUUUAAUACACCAGAGUAAGAAACAUGAAGCUUUUUUUAUGUGAACUCAUGUAAAAGAGCUUAAAGAGUCUAAAUAGAAAGGAUAGAGUCUGAAUGAAAAGGCAUUAUACUCCUUAUUUAAGGUGAACAGAUUUAGUACUCGGUAUAAAAUUUGUUCUGAUCAGGAAAUAGUGCUUGUUUUAUUUUCUACUUAAAAACAUCUUUGUCUGAAUAAGUUGCUCUUAAAUGGUUAAAAAAUGAAGCUUAUAUGUACGUAUACUUUUGAUUAAAAACCUCUGGUGCAAGACUAGAUGCAAGUCUAGUGUGUGUGUGUGUGGGGGGGGGGGGGGGUCCUUUAAAUGAAUUUCCUCCAAGUCCUCAUAUGUUGCACAGCAUGUAUCAUAGUCUGCAGAGAUUUAUUACAGACUGUGGUUUCCCCCCAACCAUUUUACUGGAUUCCAAAACGAAUUAACCUCGUUAAGUACAGGCUAUGAAAUUUGUGUAUUUUUUAUUCCCGGUGUUACUCAAGGACAAAUUCCUGAGAGUAAAGAAAAAUGUUUUCCUCUGGUCAUUGUGAAAUUUGUUUGCCCUUCAGUCUGGAUUGAAUUUGAAAGGAAAGCUCUUAGACUUUUUCCACCUGUUUAUGAACAGACUAAUCAACCCUGAUCAUUGAACAAUUGUUUAUCAAAAAAAUGUUGUAACAUUUGAAAUAAAAUUCCACAAGAAACUGUGUAUCACAAUAAAGUAUCACACAAGAAGGGACACAACAACCUGUAUUGUUUUGAGUGCUGACAGACAGAUAUUUCCUUGUAAGUUGUUCUCAGCCUGUGUGCUGUUUGGCAUAAAAAUGACUAAUUGACCAGUAAUUAUUAGUUGAUUAGAAUCAAAAAUCAUUUCUAAUAAAAUGGCCACACUUAACCGAUUUAUGUUGUAAUUUUGUCACCUUGCCAACUCAGAGCUACACAUGUUUGGUGCACAAAUGAUACGCAUGCUGUAGAUUUCAGUCCACUAGUCUCUCUCUGCCAUGUCAUUUUACAUCCUCUUCAUGUUAAACAACAAGCGGCGUGCAAAGACCGCGGCUGAUCACUGUCAUAAUCUGUCCCCAUCAGCUGCAGGAGCAGUGACCCAUCAUAUCCCUAUCCCAUCAGCCUUAAAUACAGUCAGUCAGCGGCAGAUCGCCCAAUCCCUGACUCCCAGCGUCAGUUUUUUUUAUGGUGAUUUCAUCAAUCACUAGGACUUAAGAGGGGGAGAGGUCCGGUACAGGGCAGUGAGGCGUGUGGCAGCCUGGAUGUGGCAGAGAAAGAUCCAGCAGCUAUAAAUACCUCCUCAUAGAGGACCCCAGCCUCCGCUGCUGAGAGCAAAUAGCUCAAUAAUUCAUAUACACACACACACACUGACUUAAGCUGUGUGCUCAGCAGUCGCUCCCUGGCUAAAGGAGGUUUUCACAAGAGCAAACUACAUGUUGUAACUGUGUGUUUGUGUGUUGAGACAGAGCUUGUUGCAAGGAGUGAUGAGUGUUGCUGUUUUUUCUCCUUUCCCCUCAGGUUUGUGGUUUUGUGGGCCUCUACUACAACGUGAUUAUCGGCUGGAGCAUCUUCUAUUUCUUUCAGUCUUUCCAGUAUCCACUGCCUUGGGCUGAGUGCCCCAUCGUGGUAAAUGGGACCCAAGCCAGUGAGUGCAAACACAAUGAUAUUAUUGUACUCCUGAAUACUCCUGAAUUAUAAAAAAGAUUUGAAGUGAAGGACAAGUGCUCGUAGCAUGAAGAAAAACUGCAGAGCCUUGCAAGACAAAUCCAUAUUCAGCAGAGUAUCUCAAAAGCCUGAUGCUCUGCAGGGUGGUGCUUAAAUCUGGAGACCAGUCCCUGGAUGCUCUUAAUCAAAUAGAGCAGCCUUGCUGGCGAGACCGGUCAGAUAUUUUGAGCCUAACAAUGUCAGAAUCUCGCAUGGCUAUCCGCUGGUAGCCUGUGGUGACACAUGCAGGUUCUGGCAUCAGCUUAUAUUAGCAUUCAAGUCCAGGAUGUCGACUGAGGAAACUGAUAAGUAUCCAACAGGACUCUGCUCCAUAGAGUUUCGAAGUUGUAGUGUUGGGGGUUGAUGUUUUGCAAGAGUGGUUUCAUCUUAAUUUGUGUCAUACACAAAGGAGACAUCUAUCUAAUACAAUUUAAGUUUGGGUGAUUUUACGCUUGUAGACUUGAAGAAAGAUGGGCAGAUGUAGGUCAAGAAAGACAAGAGUGUAUACAUCAAGGUAGGAAAGAAGACGGUGGGAACGCAAACAGACUUUUUUUAAUGCUGUAGGAAAAACACUUCAUGAUUCAAAAACCUAUCAGGGCAUCUCUGCGCUCAAUAAUGAAAUGUAGAUUCAUGUAGGCUUGUUAUUAUUUGUUUCAGGACAGUUUACUGACAUAAUUAAAAGUUUUUGCAGAUACGAGGGUCAGUGUCUUAAAAUAUAAAAGUUUAAUACAGCCUUUCAUCAUGGAAAACAGGAUCUGGGUCUGAAAGAAACUGAUUCAGUAGAAAAAAUCGCAGAAGAAAAAAAAAGGCUUUCUGAAUUAAUUAUGGAUACACUUUUCAAAACAGGAUUGCAUAUUUUUGCAUUUUUCCCAGUAUGUAAUUCUGUUUAAAAAUAUGAGCUGUUUUUUGCAUUGGCACAUUAAAGUGCUCAUACAUAAAUAAACAAACUCUCGACUACCUAAACAACACAGAAUUUCUGUAUAUAACAUGAAUACAGCAGUGAUCAUUUUUAAAAGAGCAAUGUGAGAUUUAAGUUUUUCUUUGCUUUGUUAUUUAUACAUCAAACUUAACCCUGAAGAUCCAUCUCUUGUACUUUUGUCAGAUUGUAGAAGUAAGGAAUUAAAUGAUGCUUUUUAAUAUGAUCUGGAUUUUAUUUUCCUACCAGUGUCUUGGACUAUAACCACAGAUGUCCAUGCUUUAAUCUGUGUAUCUUUGGAUUUAGAUGAGCACAUUAUCAAUUUUCCCUUCUUUUUUUCUAGUCGUAGAGCCAGAGUGUGAGAAGAGCUCAGCUACGACUUACUUCUGGUACAGACAGACUCUCAACAUCACCAGCUCCAUCGAUGACACAGGCGGUCUUAACUGGAAGAUGACCCUGUCCCUGCUAGUGGCCUGGAUCCUGGUGUGUUUGGCCGUCAUCAAGGGCAUCCAGUCCUCUGGGAAGGUAUGGCUUCACUGCAGGGGCUAAGAAUAUGAGCUAUAGAGAUAAGCCCACCAAAGACCAGCGUGCACCACUUCUGUGGAGAGAUUUACAGAGUGAAUUGUUUUUACCAGAGCUUUAUUAAUCGAUUAUUCAUCCAUUUCUGAGAGUGUUUGAUUCACUCUGCUAAUGCCAAAGCUAAGAUGCUAAAGCCUGUCAUCAGCAUCAGUCUAUUUUUGGAUCUCAUCUAUAUUAUGGAGGAGACACAUGCAACAUUAAUAAGCUUAAAUUGUAAAAAGCAAAGAGUGGUUUGGGAUGAAAAUGGAAAUUGCUUUGUUUGGCAACAACUGCAACAACAUCCCAUUAUCUGCAUCCAGAGAGUGAGUCAUAUAGCACAGCGUAACAUCCAGCCCACACUCCUGAUAGGAACACGCACUGAUCGCCAAGGUCUGACACAGUUUUUCAACACUGAACUCAGUAAUUCAGUUAUUAUUCACAGAGCUGAAAUAAAACCCUGAAAAAAAACUCUCUUCAGGAUAUUUUUGCUCUUUGGAUCAAGUCCGGAGGAGUUCUCUCCCCAUUUGGUCAGAUUUCACAAGUUCAGAGCCAAAAAACACAAAGCAGUGCUGGGAUUGAUUCAUUAUCUGUGUGUGUGUGUGUGUGUGUGUGUGUGUGUGUGUGUGUGUGUGUGUGUGUGUGUGUGCGUGCGUGUGUGUGUGCGUGCGUGCGUGCGUGCGUGUGUGUGUGUGUGUGUACUCCAUGUGAGGCCUCAGACAAGUGUCUCCAUGGCAACCCUGUUUAAAGUACUUGACUUUCUCUCCCUCUCUCCCUCCAAGGUGAUGUACUUCAGCUCUCUUUUCCCAUACGUGGUGCUCUUCUGUUUUCUGGUGCGAGGUCUUCUGCUGAAGGGAGCCGUGGAUGGUAUAGCUCACAUGUUCACCCCAAAGGUGAGAGAAAAGAGGAGAUGCUGACUAAAACAACACAUGAAACAAAAUUACACACAGUUGCCUGAACUGGAUUGAUGAAAGUGGUUAUGAUAAGAAUUAUAAUAUGUAGCUUGUGUUCGCCAGGAUUCAUGUGUGAUGCUCUCGGUGUCAAAAGUAUGUUUAUCUAGUCCUCCUUUGGUCCUGAUCUGACAGCUACAGAGGUAUAGGUGACAUUUUGCAGGCUGUCUUGCUUUGAGCGGUUGACGUUCUUCGCUGUUUUACCACCAAGGCCAUGUAGAUUCUCUCAUAUCAAAAUGGCAUUAAAAAAUAGGAGCACUGUCAUGUAUUGGGUUAAUGUUUCCCUCUACUGGUUAGUAUAUAUCAUUACAUUUGACAAUGCAGCAUGAAAUUGCAGCAUCUUAUUGAGGGCAAGGUAUCCACAUGAUACACCAGUUGACUGAGGCCUUAAAGCUCAAACAGGUAAAGUUAAAAAGCAAUUGAAAUAAUAAAUAAAUAACAAGAUUAAGGGAACAGAGUAGAUAACUGCCAGUAAAUGUUAAGAGUUUUGUUUUAAAAAGCACAUUGAAGGAGAAAAGAGCAAUGACAAAGAGAACAAUGAGAAUGAGAAACAAACUAUUAGAAACAUAGUAGGAAAUGGGAUAAGAUGAAAAGUUUGAAAAAAAAGAGAGAGAUAUCACAUAAAAGCCAAUCUAUGAAACAGUUUUUUUAAAGAUGUGACUGAUUCUGUGAGCCUCAUCCCCUCAGGCAGGUUGGUUCAAAGUCGAGGGGCCCUGAUGGAAAAGGUCACCCAUAGUUUUGGAUCUCGACUUUGGACCAGCCAGGACGGUCCUACCUGAGGAUCCAAGGCCAUGGGCUGGCUCAUAGGGGGUCAACAUUUCAGAUAUGUAGUUUGGAGCAAAGCCUAUACAGGCCUUAAAAGUAUUCAGUAAAAUUUUAAAAUCAAUUCUAACAUUUAUAAGGAGGCAAUGUAGAGAGGCUUAAGUGGAAGCAGCUGCUGCAUUUUGGAUCAGUUUAAAAAUAGAUAGAGGUUUAUGUCUGCCACUGGACAGAAGAGAGUCACAGAAAUGAAGCGUGGAGGAGAUGAGCACAUAAAUGACUCUGAGAUCCGGUUAAGAGAGCAUUGAUUUAAUUUCAGAGAUGGUGUGUUAAUGAUUGCAGUGUGAUUAUGUGACUAUUCUUAUCUGGUUUUGAAUAUAUGUGGUUUUCUUAUAUGAAAGUUUUGGCAUGGAGUAUUACUUGUGCUUUCCUAAAUCAUCCCCAAGAGACUAAUAAAGGACUAGAGCCUUGCUGGUGUUUUACCUUUAAGUAAUAUUAAAAUAGUUAUUGCUUUAAAUUUUGUUUUGGCACAAGUUUUCUUAUCUGCUCCAGUGUCAUCUUUUUUACAGACAUAAAUGAUAUCAUAGAAAAGCUAGUUUGGAUGACAGCAUCAGUGUCAGGUUAGGUUAUUUUUAAGAGGAUGAAUUACAUUUCAAGUUAAUCUGACACUAAUCUCUGAAAUGUCACCCUCUCUUCUCUCCAGCUGGAAAAGAUGUUGGAGCCGCAGGUGUGGAGAGAAGCAGCCACGCAGGUCUUCUUUGCUCUCGGUCUGGGCUUCGGAGGCGUCAUCGCUUUCUCCAGCUACAACAAGCGAGACAACAACUGCCACUUUGAUGCUACGCUCGUCUCCGUCAUUAACUUUGUCACCUCCAUCCUGGCCACUUUAGUUGUGUUUGCUGUCCUGGGGUUCAAGGCCAAUGUCAUGAAUGAGAAGUGUGUUGUCGAGUGAGUACGUCCUAAGAAAUAAACUGAUCCGCCUUUCUUUAGCAGCUCUUUUUAUUCUUAACUGGGUUGUGUAUGCCCUGUUUCCUCUUUCAAUUUCUCACAUGUAGCAAUGCAGAGAAGAUCCUGGGCUACCUGAACACAGGUGUGCUGAGCAAAGAACUCAUCCCUCCUCACAUCAACUUUUCCCACCUGUCUGCUCAGGACUACGCAGAGAUGUAUGGAGUUAUUAAGACAGUGAAAGAGGAAAACUUUGGACAGCUGGGCCUGGAUGCCUGCGUGCUGGAGGAUGAACUCAAUAAGGUCAGAAGCUGAAAGAGAGAUUUAUCACAGAGUGCUAAUGAAUAAUAACCAAAGUACUAGAUGAUUUUAUGGUUAAUCUACACUACAGGCCAAAAGUUUGGAAGCAAGGCCAUUACAGGCCGAAUAGUUGGGAGUAACUUCAAGUUUUUGUUCACAAUGCUUUAUUUACAAUCCAGCAUGAGUUUUAUGUAUUUUGGGAUGUAUUUACUCCAUGAUCAGAUGUUGCUUUCAUGGAAAUGCACCAUUUGACUCCAUUUACCUUUAGAUAUACAUUGAUGUUAACAGACCAUUGUUAAAUAUAUGUCAGUAAAAGAUAAUAAGGGCUUAGUUUUAGGGUUGAAAACAUUUGCAAGAGUCACAACUUCAGUGCAAAAGCAAAAAAACAAAUCACAGUUGGAUUUUUCACUUCAACUUUUUGGCUUUUGAGAGUCUGCAUGCAGAAAUCCUAAUAAAUCUCAACUGCGUUCAAACUACCGCGAAAAUGGCUAGAAAGAAGCAACUGAGUAAAGAAACAAAAGUACAGAUUUGUACAUUGUGGAAAGAAGGAUACACAGAAAGAGAAGAUAGAAAAAGACCUGGAAGAAAGAGAGUUACUACAAAAGCAGAGGAUGAACAUAGCAUUGUCACCAGUAAGAGAGAUCGGCAAAAGACAGCACCACAAAUAAGGGAGGAAGUCAAUGUGACAAGGUCGAAACCCAUAUCUCUGACAACCGUGAAAUUACGUUUGAGAAAGGCUGGUCUGAAGGGUUGUGUAUUUGUAAAAAAAAAAAAAAAAAAACACUACUUCAUCCACAGAACAAGAAAAAGAGAUAUGAGUGGGCAAAAGCUUACAAAAAUUGGACUUAUGAUGACUAGAAACAAGUUUGCACUGUUUGGUUCAAAACGCAGAGUCUAUGUCCGCAGACAAACUGAUGAACGUCUGAAAGCACCAUGUGUUACACCCACAAUUCAGCAUGGAGGUGGUAGUUCCAUGGUAUGGGGAUGUUUUGCAGGUGAUGGAGUAGGAGGUUUGUUUGAAGUAAAGGGUAUCCUGAAGAAAGAACAGUACCACUCCAUCCUCCAGCACCAUGCUGUUCCAUCUGGACUCAGACCUGUGGCUCAUAAGUUUGUUUUGCAGCAAGACAGUGACCCUAAGCACUCUGCCGAGCUCUGUCAGGGUUACCUAGACAAAAAAGAAGAGGAAGGUGUUCUUCAAAAGAUGGUUUGGCCCCCUCAGUCUCCAGACCUUUCUCCAACUGAGCUUGUGCGGGAUGAAUUGGAUCAAUCGGUCCGAAAAACACGCCCCACGAAUCUGCAGUCUCUUCUUAAUAAACUUAAGAAAGCUUGGAAUGCAAUCCCUGGAACAUACCUUAAAAAACUUGUGGAACGAAUGCCUGGUAUAUGCCAAGCUGUUGUUAAAGCCAGAGGAGGUUACUUUAAAGAAAGCAAAGUCUAAGCAACAAUAACUCAAAUACCUCAUAAUUAUAGUCAAAAUGUCUUCUGAUAAGUUACUCUUUACACAAUAGUCAUGUUUAUUGUGUUGCAAAUUAUAUAUAUAUGGAACUAUGAUUUUUUUUGUACAAUUCUGAUCUUGCUUCCAAACUUUUGGCCUGUAGUGUAGAUUUCGUCCUUAACCCUCCAUCCUCCUGUCUUUGUCCCCUAGGCGGUUCAGGGCACUGGACUGGCCUUUAUCGCCUUCACAGAGGCCAUGACACAUUUCCCAGCCAGCCCCUUUUGGUCCGUCAUGUUCUUCUUCAUGCUCAUCAACUUGGGUUUGGGAAGUAUGAUUGGAACAAUGACCGGCAUCACCACACCCAUACUUGAUGCUUUCAAGAUCCGCAAAGAGAUCUUGUGCGGUGAGCUUCAGUGAUUCAGUUCUGGGUAUCAAGCUCAGUUUCUUGUGCUUGAUUCGGUUUGAGUGUUUGAUAUUCUCAUUACAUGGUGUUUCUUUGUCUUUUUCUCAGUGGCCUGCUGCAUCAUUGCCUUCUUGUUAGGCUUGCUGUUUGUGCAGCGUUCAGGAAACUACUUCGUCACCAUGUUUGACGAUUACUCCGCUGGUUUACCUCUGACUGUGGUGGUUAUUCUGGAGAACAUAUCUGUGGCCUGGAUCUACGGCACCAAGAGGUAAGUAAAGGACAAAGAUCCAAGCAACUUUUGAAGAUAGCUUUCCUUUAUUGAGGUAGAAGAAGUUAAGAUUCUUAAAUAGCUUUGCCUAAAAUUUGGUGUUUCCAUUGGAUUAAAUUAUGGUGAUUCAGGUAUUUUUUUAUUGUUUUUUUUAUUUUUAUUGUUUUAUUUACAAAUCCAUCAAACACUUAACAUGAAACUAAUGGCAUUUCCAUUGGCCUUCGCUUAACUUGUGCACAGUAUUUAGUGCUGAUGAACAAGCGCAAGCACUGGGUGCCAAUUUAAUGUUAAUCAUUGAAAGCCUUUAUUUUUUGCAAAUAGUGCAAAGACAACACAUCAAAUGUUGAAACAGAAAAGUUUUACUGUUAUAGGCCUAUUUUCUAUUUGAUGACAGCAGCAUGUUUCAAAACUGUCAAGACCUGUUGCCUCCCCUCUGCUUUAAACAAUGCUUUGUAAAUAUCUAGAAACUGAGGUGACAAGUUGGGACUACAGGCAGGCGUAUACCAUUCACAAAAUUAUGGGAUUUUUCCCAUAAAUGCUGAAUGACCUCUGCACCGAUUAAAAGCUGUGAGGUCUCUCUUCUCUCUCGAGCAUAGGAUUCCCAAAAGUUGUAGGAUCUUCUUCAUGUAUAGUUUCCUUUUUACAUGUGUUACACCCCUGGCUCAGGGGGAAGCAACAUUAAGGAGUUAAGACCAGUAAAGCAAAAUAAUAAUGUUUAUUGAUAACAAAGGAUCUUGUCAAACAGAUAUAAAGGUGUCAGGCUGUGCUGCAUGUCCUUUCUGCAGGUAGAGAGAGAGUGGGAGGAGCUUCAGGUGAGCCUUUUACACUCCAGCCACAGGUGGCAGGUAUCAGCAGCAAAUGAGGGAGUCAAGGGUAACCUCAGAGAGAAAAAAAAUUAUAAUUUUGCCCAUAACACAUGGUGUAGUUUUAACCCAACCUUGUCUCCUCUGUACAAAGAGUUCUCCAGUUUCAGAUGAAUAGGCUUUACAUGAUUAGCAAACCAUAAAACUCUGUUUUUGUCACUAUAUUACACUGAGUCUCAGUCUCAAUAGACACUGUGUAAGUGAUGGAAAUGUCAACUCACUAGAGAAUCCAUUAAGCACAACAAAAGCUGAUGCCAUACAAACUGAUAAGCACACCCUGAGUGUAUACUCUGAAUGUUUAGACACAAGACUGAGUAUUAACAAUAGUCAAUAAAGUUAACCUUGAAUCUCAACACUGAUAGAAGUUUGAGAUUUUUCAUACAUGUUCUUAAAAUGGAUUAAAUUUUUCACUUUCUAUUUCAGUGUUUAAAUAUUAAUCUGAUUCAAUGAUGUUGUUAAAAGAGCUAUUUUUAAUAAAGUCAGAUUAAUAUGCACUGGUUCCAAAGUCUAAAAUAAUACCUAACCAAAUAUUGGUGCAUGUUUUGGUAGUUAGUACCUCUUUUGGUAAGAAACAGCAAACAGACAUCAUAAAUCUGGUGUCCUUACUUCAAAACCAGACUCACGAAGACAAGCUUCUCUUCAGUCUUUCAUCAAUCACUUCUUUAUUCCACUUCUCGUCUGCUCAAAUCAACCAUGCUUUUUUUUUCUCAUCUUCUGCUCAAAGCGUUAAACAAAAGGUGACUUUGCAUUUACGGUCUGUGCCCCCUCCCUGUUAAAAAAUAAUAUAUACAAAUAUUGGACUUAGAUACCGUUGGUAGCUGAUGGACAUUUUUGUUAUUCACACAGCCUGAGGUAAGACCUGAAUGAUGUAGCUUUCCUUCUCUCCCUCUCUCUCACACACAGGUUCAUGCAGGACCUUGAGGACAUGCUUGGUUUCAGGCCGUAUGCCUUCUAUUACUACAUGUGGAGGUUUGUGUCUCCUGCUGUCCUCGUGGUGCUCAUCGUUGCCACCGUCAUUGAAAUGGCUGUCAGUCCUGCAGGAUACAAUGCCUGGGUGGAGGCUGAGGUCAGUCCUUUUCCAUCUCAUUAGUUAAAAAGGGAGGCAGUCACAAGUUUUAUUAUUCCAUCUCUCUUCUUUUUUUGUAAACCUUCAUUUCUCUUAACCAGGGUGCAGAAAAAUUUCACAGCUAUCCUCCCUGGGCGUUAGCCAUGGCCUACGCCCUCAUUGUGACAGCCAUGCUGCCUUUACCCCUCGUCUUCAUUGUACGCCGCUUCAACCUGAUCUCAGAUGGCUCCAACAAGCUGUCUGUCUCCUACCGAAAAGGCAUGAUGAAGGACAUGUCCAACCUCGAGGAGCAGGAUGAGCAGCGAUUCAUCCUCGGCAAGAACCCCAGCGAGGCUCCUUCUCCGAUGCCCCCUCAUCGCACCUUCCUGAGCCCGGGUGGCGCGCAUGAGAUGACCAACACCAACUAUGGCACCAGCACAAAGACGGGCUACCAGAACAUUGGCUCGCCUGAGUCUGAGCUAUGAUCUCCCAAGCUCUCAGAUCCUCCCAGUCCUUUAAACCCUGGCUUACUCAGAGAGAGGCUGGCACAGGGGAGGUCAAGAGGGAAAGAAAAUUCACUGCUGUUUGCUGCAACAUUCAUCACACCUUAACCCGCAGAGCUGAAUCCCUCCAUCACUCCUUUUUUUUCUCUAUCGCUCAUCCUCUGUGGUUUCAUGCUACUUGUCACCUGCUGAACACCCUGUAAUGAGGGGAUCAUAGGACUGAGUACCUGCUGAUUCAACCUUUUCCACCUGCCUGCAGAGUAGAGACCAAGAGAUUGAGGAAAUAGAGGAAGAAGUGGAGCGUAGAAAGUUUAUUUUGAAGGCUCAGAUUCAGGCUUUCUUUCCUAAUAAGCUCUGGCUGAGGUUUAGGUGUCUGCAAUGCUAAAGAUUUACUCAAUACUGGACUGUACAAGUCUGCUGUUUGCUUUAAGAAGGUCAUUUUUAGACAGGUAGAUGUUUCCAAAUCCUGGAGAUCAUCAUCUUGAUCUUGUUUGGUGGUUGAGGAUUGUUUUUUUUUGGAGAGAGAAUUGAAGGAGACUCACUUUGUUGAACCAUUUCUUAUCGAAACAACACAAAGAUUUCUCCAUUAGAGUGUGAAAUGAUUCUGAUGGUGUAAAUGGUGUUAGAAGCUAGAUACAGCAUACGUUUAUUGUGCCUCUCAUGCAUCAGCAAUAAUAUCCAAUCAGUUCUGUUCAAAAGUGGAUCUCUUUCUAUUCUGACUUCUUCCCUCUCAUGUAGACUUCUGUAAAUAUGUGUUGUGCAAUAGUCUAAAGAUGUCAGUGUAAACCGUGUUUAAACACCACAGUAGUGCAAAGUGAGAGGACAGUUUUUCACCUCUUCAUUUUUCUUCUGUGAUCACCAUAAGCACAGACAUCAUCAGACAUGGUUCAAGUGUCUCUGAGCCUUAACACAGAGCUGCACUUUUCUUUUUUUCAACAUCCACUCUCACACCGUGUCGGUGCUGUUCCAGUCACAGCUAGCCCACACAAAGCUUUUCCAUUUUAAUCAAUUAAUUCAAUCAAGCCUUUCCAUUUUAAUCAAUGCCUUAGAAAGGCUGGGGUUGGGGUCCAGGAGCAGAGAUAAGCUUGUGUUUUUAUGAGCUUCACGCUUGUCUGUGUGCAUAUUAGAGCAGAGAAGGAACGGUGAGUUGUUUUUCCUUGUGUAUUAGAAGUACAUGUGUGUGUAUAUGUGUGUGUGUGUGCUGGUGUCUGCUGCUGAAGGAGAGCCCCUGAUGACCCUGGCAGUUUAAAAAUAGAGCAGCGUUACCCGGGGGAAGCCGUGGCAACAAGGCACCACAAUAGAGACAGAUCCUCAUGUGAUGUGGAGGAGGACGACGAGGAGAGCGGACACCUUGCUUUGUCUCUUUCACCUGCACAACUGUUUGUGCAGAAACACAGGGAUGAGACAUUUACCGUCCUUCAUGAAUAUAUCUCUGAUGUUGUUGUUCUUGAUCAGGUGAGACAUUCACUGCCAUGUGGAUUUAUCAUUCCCUGAGGUUUGGGUUCAGUUGUUGUACAUUCCUGAGAUGGAGCAUCGUUUCAUAAGCACUUCUUCAACUACACUUUGAUGUCUUUUUGUGGACUGAGGUGAAAAUCUAAAGCUUGAUCUAUUUUUAAUGUGUAACCUUGUAAGACUGUGUGUGUUUAAGGGCAAAAUGUGGAAGAUGUUACAUGAUCGAUGUUUGGCAUAAAUGGUAAUAGAUAGGUUUCACCACUUGGGGGCUCUGAAGGACAACAGAAGGGGCGAGAACGUGCUCUCUUGGUAUAGUUGCCCCUCCCUGACACUACACCAAUACUUGAGACUGAGCAGAUGUGGUGAAGCACAGUGAGUCACAUUGUUUUGUGCCUGAACAGCCUCUCUGUCGUCUGUUUGCCUUAUGCUUUGUCACUUUGUUCUUUGGUUAUGUAGUGGUUGAGUGUGUGCAGAGUUUGGACCAACGUCUUCUUGUCUCAUUCACCUGAGCACUUUAAUUAGUCAGAGACCCUGGAGGUGUUUUUCUUUUAAGGAUUUGGCGAAAACAUUUGUGAGGUAAUGCUGCUUCAAACGUUAUACUGGUUAGUGAUAGCUACAUAUGAAGAGAUAUAUUUGGAUCUAUACCCCUGAAUGACAUCUGGCAACUUGGCUGUCAUUGCAAAUGGUCCUUAUUAAUGCUGUUUUAUAAAACUUACAUGUAUUCUUGGAUGAGGAAUAAUAUAAUUUCUUACUAAAAUGCCAUAAAAAUCAAUGUUUUUCCCCAAAACUUUAUUUUUUUACAUAUUCUUCAAUGAACACAAUUGUAAUUCUAGGAUUAAAGUGCAAAAGUUUACAUUACAGAGUGACGGGUAGUUAAAUUGAACCACCAUAUAACCAGGACAACGUUUUUUGAUGUCUUGAGAUACCAGAAUAUAUGCUUGUCUCAUCAGAAAAGUCUGACCUGCAGACAGAUAGAUCUAACUGGACAACAUGCACAAGAUGCCGGAUGAUUGUCUGGCUGUUAGCUUGAUACAUAAAAUGGCACAGAACCUAAGGUGAGGACACAUCUGCGCUGACCAGCAGCUUUGUCUUCGAGUGAAAGCACACUUAUGGAAGCACAGGAAAGAGCACAAAGAGGUCAAUGUCACUGCUUUGAGGUAAAAGAUAAAUAGACAUGAAAAAGAAGAUUGAGUUUAGUUCCAGUCCUGCAAAUUGAAAAAUGGUCACUGAAGGAUAAGGCUGCACAUGUUAAAUGUUAGAGCACAACAAAGACUCUUUAUGAAAUCAUUUGGAAACAGAUAAAGGCACUGUUUCUCCUCCAGUUAAGGAUGCUGUAUUCGUGCUGGUGAAGAGGUGGGUCCUGAUGUGGUAACUUUUCAAUGGGACAAAAAGCCCUUGCAGAACAGCAGGUCAAAACACUUCCACUACUGCUGCACAGAGGGACAUGUUUCCUCAUAGUAAAAGCUGGAGUAAAGUAGCAUCUGCACUGUGUCCAUAUCCACUCCAGGGUCUCUUUGUCGUGUCCAUGUGUUGUUGCUGUGUUGCAUUAUAUACCACAAGGCAACUUGUGGAGGUUAACUCAGUGAAAUAACUGAGAUUAACUCAAUAAAAAUAGAGUGAAAUUGUGUUUAUUUAAUCGUGCAAAUAGUCUCUAUGUGACCAAACCCAUAGUUAUAUUUAUAGUAUUUAAGAGGAUGUAUUUAAUCUGUACAUAUUGAUGUACAUUCUGAUAAAUUCACAUUGAGUAUCUCUAGUAAGAGUGACAGGAUGUAAACUUGAGCUGUAAAUAAUAAUUGUAUAUUUUGAGAUAUUUUUUGAUUUUUGUACUGUAGGUAAAGUUUCUUUGGUGUCUGUUGGUUCCUGGUGUUAGUGUGUGGUUGUUCUGGCUGUGACUCUGUGUGAGAGUGUUUGUUUGUGCGUGUAUGUGAGUGUGAGUGUGUGUAAAGUAGAGGUAUAUGUAGGUUUUGAUGUUUAAAUGUGUGUUUUUUUUCUCCUCUCUCAGUGUUGUGAGCUGCUGAUCUAAUCUGGUAGAUUCAAUCCUGUUGUUACAGAGAACUGGGACCACUAAUGUAAGCAAUCUCCUCUCUGGGUUUCUCACUGAAACCACGAGCAGCUUCCAGCACAAAACUGGCAACACAAUCUUAAGACUGUGACUUUGACUGAAAUAAAGAGCACAACUUUCAUUUGUUGAAGACAGUGAUGGACUGAAGGAACAAGGUGGAGGAAACAGGAAAUUAAAAUAACCACUUUUAUCAAAGAGAACAUGGC
Molecule: messenger RNA, 23747 nt
Organism: Xyrichtys novacula (pearly razorfish)
Lineage: Eukaryota; Metazoa; Chordata; Actinopteri; Labriformes; Labridae
Source: the annotation of a GenBank genome assembly